GAGCUCGCAGAGUGGAGGGCGGUGGCGGCCGCUUCGUUGAGCGCCGCUCGGCUCUAGGACCCCAGGGUUCGGGCCCUGGCUCCAGUCCUGGCCCCGGAUCCUGUACUUUCCGACCGGCUCAGACCCAGUCCCAGUCCCGCACCCCAGUCACCCAAGGUCCUCGCUCUUCCCAUCCCAGCCCUGUCAGCCCCAUCCUCGGCCCGCGAGCCCCGCUCCUUGCUCCGGCCCCACCAUGGGUUUCUUGCACCAACUGCACCUCCUGCUUUGGAAGAACGUAACGCUGAAGCGGCGCAGCCCGUGGGUUCUGGCCUUCGAGAUUUUCAUCCCCCUCGUCCUCUUCUUCAUCCUCCUUGGGCUGCGGCAAAAGAAACCGACCAUCUCGGUGAAAGAAGCAUAUUACACAGCGUCGCCCCUCACCUCCGCGGGCAUCCUGCCUGUUAUGCAGUCGCUUUGCCCCGAUGGUCAGCGGGAUGAAUUUGGCUUCCUCCAGUAUUCAAACUCCACGGUGACCCAGCUCCUCGAGCAGCUAAACCGGGUGGUGGAGGAGAGUAACCUGUUUGAUCCUGCGAGACCCAGCCUUGAGGAGGAGUUGGAAUCUGUCCGGAGUCAUCUGGAAUCCCUUAGCAGUGGCCCUGGGACCUUGGAAAGCCAUUUUGACAGCCAAACAGUGCCUGACUUCACUCUGGGCUCAGCAGCCAAGGACAGGCAGGAGUUCUACCAUUUCCUUUCCCAGAAUUUGUCCCUGUCCAAUGAUACUACGGAGAUGCUAUUGGGUUCCAAGGUCAACCUGCAUGAGGUUUAUAGACUACUCUUUGGUCCUUUACCCACCCUGACGGAGGGCAUGUUGUCAAAGAAGGGGAAGGAACCCUGGGUCCACUCAGGAGUUGGUGAAAAAAAGUUCCGGCUAGAGGAUGGCAUCCCAGGCAGCUGGCGAGACCUCGAGGAAGGAUUAGUGCCCCACGCCCUGCAGGAACCUACCCACCAUGCCAACAAGCAAGCUGUUUUCCGCCUCUUGUCCCAGGCCCUGGGCCUGGCCGGGCCUCCCCUGGAACACCCCGAGGCCUCCAGCCCCCAAGCCCUGGUCAGAGAGAUGGAGGAGCUGUUGCUGGCACCUAAAUUGCUGGAGCAGUUGACGUGCGCUCGGGGCUCGGAGGAGCUGGGCCAGAUCCUGACGGUGUCCGAGAGCCAGAGGGAGCGGCUGCAGGCUUACCGAGCGGCCGUGUGCAGCGGCCAGGCCGGAGCGCGAGCCCAGCGCUUCUCCCGCCUGGCCUGGCUCCAGGACCAGCUGGACGUGCACAAGAUUGUCAGCCAGCUCCACCUGGAGGCGGUGAACGGCCCAAGCGCGCAGAGGAGGUCCAGGCUUCAGGUGCUGCUCGGGGACCUGCUGGGGGUGGAGAAGGUGCUCCGGGAUGUGGAUGUUCUCUCUUCCCUGGCUCGCCUGCUCCCCCAGGGGGCCUGCGCCAGCCGCGCCCCCCCGCAGGCCGCCAACGGCACCGGCUGGGCCACCAACGCCACCAGCAGCAGCACUGGCAACGCCACGGCCGAGGAUGGGGAAGGCGAGGGCGAGCUGGGAGGGGACGGUCUGCAUGGAAAGUGCUCUGCCUUUGUGCAGCUCUGGGCCGGUUUGCAGCCCAUCCUCUGUGGGAACAACCGGACCAUCGAACCCGAGGCGCUGAAACAAGGCAACAUGAGCUCCCUGGGGUUCACAAGCAAAGAGCAGCGGAACUUGGGGCUUUUGGUGCAUCUCAUGACCAGCAACCCCAAGAUCCUGUACGCGCCUGCAGGGACAGAGGCCGAUAGAGUCAUUCUGAAGGCAAACGAGACCUUUGCUUUUGUGGGCAACGUGACCCAUUAUGCCCAAGUCUGGCUCAACAUCUCAGCUGAGAUCCGGCGCUUCCUGGAGGAGGGCCGCCUUCAGCAGCAUCUCCACUGGCUGCAGCAGUAUAUGACUGACUUACAGCAGCACCCAGAGGCUCUGAACCUGUCCGAGGGAGAGUUACCCCCUGCCUUCAGGGACCACAAUUUCUCCUUGCCCAAUGCCUCAGUUCUUCUUCAGCAGCUGGACACCAUCGAUAAUGCUGCCUGUGGCUGGAUCCAGUUCAUGUCCAAGGUGAGCGUGGAUAUCUUCAAAGGCUUCCCCGACGAGGAGAGCAUUGUCAACUACACCCUUAACCAGGCUUAUCAGGACAACGUCACUGUGUUUGCUAGUGUGAUCUUCCAGACUCGGAAGGAUGGUUCCCUCCCGCCCCACGUGCUCUAUAAGAUCCGACAGAAUUCCAGCUUCACAGAGAAGACCAAUGAGAUCCGCCGGGCCUACUGGAGGCCUGGGCCCAACACUGGGGGACGCUUCUACUUCCUCUAUGGCUUUGUCUGGAUCCAGGACAUGAUGGAACGAGCAAUAAUCAAUACCUUUGUUGGCCAUGAUGUGGUGGAGCCGGGAAAUUACGUGCAGAUGUUCCCGUACCCGUGCUAUACAAGGGAUGACUUCCUGUUUGUGAUUGAGCACAUGAUGCCCCUUUGCAUGGUGAUCUCCUGGGUCUACUCUGUGGCCAUGAUGAUUCAGCACAUAGUGGCUGAGAAGGAGCAUCGUCUCAAGGAGGUGAUGAAGACAAUGGGGCUGAACAAUGCGGUGCACUGGGUGGCCUGGUUCAUCACGGGUUUUGUCCAGCUCUCCAUAUCGGUGACGGCGCUCACGGCCAUCCUCAAAUACGGCAAAGUGCUCAUGCACAGCCACGUGCUCAUCAUUUGGCUUUUCCUGGCCAUCUAUGCUGUGGCCACCAUCAUGUUCUGCUUCCUGGUGUCCGUGCUCUACUCCAAAGCUAAGCUGGCGUCAGCCUGCGGGGGUAUCAUCUACUUCCUGAGCUACGUGCCCUACAUGUACGUGGCCAUCCGAGAGGAGGUGGCCCACGACAAGAUCACGGCCUUCGAGAAAUGCAUUGCAUCUCUCAUGUCUACCACAGCCUUUGGCCUGGGAUCCAAGUACUUUGCCCUUUACGAGGUGGCCGGGGUGGGCAUCCAGUGGCACACCUUCAGCCAGUCUCCGGUGGAGGGCGAUGAUUUCAAUCUGCUUCUGUCCAUGAUGAUGCUGAUAGCGGAUGCUGUGGUGUACGGAGUGCUCACGUGGUACAUUGAGGCUGUGCACCCAGGCAUGUAUGGGCUUCCUCGGCCCUGGUACUUCCCACUUCAGAAGUCUUACUGGUUGGGGAGUGGGCGGGCAGAGGCCUGGGAGUGGAGCUGGCCCUGGGCGAGACCCCCUCGGCUCAGCGUCAUGGAGGAAGACCAGGCGUGCGCUAUGGAGAGCCGGAGGCUGGAGGAAACUCGAGGGAUAGAAGAGGAGCCCAGUCAUCUGCCCCUGGUCGUUUGUGUGGAUAAGCUCACCAAGGUCUAUAAGAAUGACAAGAAGAUGGCUUUGAACAAACUGAGUCUCAACCUGUAUGAGAAUCAGGUGGUCUCUUUCUUGGGCCACAAUGGAGCUGGCAAGACCACCACCAUGUCCAUCUUGACCGGCCUGUUCCCUCCAACAUCUGGCUCAGCCACGAUUUAUGGCCAUGACAUCCGGACAGAGAUGGAUGAAAUCCGCAAGAAUCUGGGCAUGUGUCCGCAGCACAACGUUCUGUUUGACAAGCUCACGGUGGAGGAGCACCUGUGGUUCUAUUCCCAACUCAAGAGCAUGGCCAAGGAGGAGAUCCAGAAGGAGAUGGACAAGAUGAUUGAGGACCUGGAGUUGUCCAAUAAGCGUCACUCACUGGUGCAAACCUUGUCUGGGGGGAUGAAGAGGAAGCUCUCCGUGGCUAUCGCCUUCGUGGGAGGUUCCCGCGCCAUCAUCCUGGAUGAGCCCACGGCUGGCGUUGAUCCCUAUGCCCGCCGGGCCAUCUGGGACCUCAUCCUGAAGUACAAGCCCGGACGGACCAUCCUUCUGUCUACUCACCACAUGGAUGAAGCGGACCUCCUGGGGGACCGCAUUGCCAUUAUCUCCCAUGGCAAGCUCAAGUGCUGUGGGUCCUCACUGUUCCUGAAGAGCACCUACGGAGAUGGCUACCGGCUCACCCUGGUCAAGCGGCAGGCGGAGCCUGGCACUGUGUCUGAGCCUGGCCAGACGCCCAGCUCUCCUGCCUCCUCGGCCCUCAGCCCCUGCUCUGAAACCCGGGUGUCCCAGUUCAUCAAGAAGUACGUGGCCUCCUGUCUGCUUAUCUCGGACACCAACACCGAACUCUCCUACAUCCUGCCCAGCGAGGCCGCUAAGAAAGGAGGCUUCGAGCGGCUUUUCCAGCACCUGGAAUUAAGCUUGGAGGAGCUACAGCUGACCAGUUUUGGGCUCAUGGACACCACCCUGGAAGAAGUUUUCCUCAAGGUUUCUGAGGAGGACCAGUCCCUGGAAAACAGUGAGGCUGACAUAAAGGAGUCAAAGAAGGAUGCUCUCCCUAAGGCCGAGGUGCAGAAGGACCGAGAGGUGGCCGGCUCGCCCCGAGCGGAGCACAGCAACCUGGUGGGCUGCUCUCAGCUGGCCCAGUCCCAGGCCUCCCUGCGCUCCUCUUCCUCGGCAGGCUCAGUCAGGGGGGAUGAGGAAGGCGCCUAUGUUGAAGUCUAUGGUGACUACUCACCCCUCUUCGACAACCUUCAGGACCCUGAUAAUGUCAGCCUACAAGAGGUGGAGGCUGAGACCUUGUCGAUGGUGGGCCAGGGCAGCUCCAAGCUCGAAGGCUGGUGGCUGAAGCUGCGCCAGUUUCAUGGGCUCUUGGUCAAACGAUUCCACUGCGCUCGGCGCAACACCAAGGCCCUCUUCUCCCAGAUCCUGCUGCCUGCCUUUUUUGUCUGUGUGGCCAUGACUGUGGCCCUCUCCGUCCCCGAGAUCGGUGACCUGCCCCCCCUGAUCCUCUCACCCUCCCAGUACCACAACUACACUCAGCCCCGGGGCAAUUUCAUCCCCUAUGCAAAUGAAGAGCGACAUGAAUAUCGCCUCAGACUGUCCCCCGAUGCCAGUCCCCAGCAGCUGGUUAACACGUUUCGCCUGCCUUCUGGCGUGGGGGCCACAUGUGUGCUUAAGACCCCUGCCAAUGGGACCCUGGUAUUGACUCUGAACCUGAGCAGCAGUGAGUCCCGAGUGCUGGCUGCGCGAUACUUCGACGCCAUGUGCAUCGACUCCUUCACCCAAGGGCUGCCUUUGUCCAACUUCGUUCCCCCACCACCCUCUCCUGCGCCCUCCGACUUCCCUUUGUCUCCUGAUGAAGAACUCCUGAGGGCCUGGAACACCACCCUGCUGCCCGCCACCAUGAGAGAGACAGUGACCACAGUUCCAGCACUGCCGCGUGUGGUCCACGAGCCCAUCAAGUGCACGUGCUCCAUGCAGGGGACUGGAUUCUCCUGCCCCAGCGGUGUAGGUGGCCGCCCACCCCAGAUGAAGGUGGUGACGGGGGACAUCCUGACUGAUAUCACGGGCCGGAACGUGUCGGAGUAUCUCCUGUACACUUCAGAUCGCUUCAGACUGCACAGAUAUGGAGCCAUCACCUUUGGCAACAUUCAGAAGUCAAUCCCUGCCUCCUUUGGGGCCAAGGCACCCCCAAUGGUGCGCAAGAUUGCAGUGCGGAGAACUGCUCAGGUCUUCUAUAACAACAAAGGCUACCACAGCAUGCCCACCUACCUAAACACCCUCAACAAUGCCAUCCUUCGGGCUAACCUCCCCAAGAGCAAAGGAAACCCCGCAGCCUACGGAAUCACCGUCACCAACCACCCCAUGAAUAAGACCAGCGCCAGCCUCUCCUUGGAUUACCUCCUGCAGGGCACGGACGUGGUCAUCGCCAUCUUCAUCAUCGUGGCCAUGUCCUUCGUGCCGGCCAGCUUUGUGGUCUUUCUGGUGGCCGAGAAGGCCACGAAGGCCAAGCACCUUCAGUUUGUCAGCGGCUGCAACCCCGUCAUCUACUGGCUGGCCAACUACGUGUGGGACAUGCUGAACUACCUGGUGCCGGCCACUUGCUGCAUCAUCAUCCUCUUUGUGUUCGACCUUCCUGCCUACACGUCCCCCACCAACUUCCCCGCUGUGCUCUCCCUCUUCCUGCUCUACGGCUGGUCAAUCACCCCCAUCAUGUACCCCGCCUCCUUCUGGUUCGAAGUGCCCAGCUCGGCCUACGUCUUCCUCAUUGUCAUCAACCUCUUCAUCGGCAUCACCGCCACCGUGGCCACGUUCCUGCUGCAACUCUUCGAACAUGACAAGGAUCUGAAACUAGUAAACAGUUACCUGAAGAGCUGCUUCCUCAUCUUCCCCAACUACAACCUGGGCCACGGGCUCAUGGAGAUGGCGUACAACGAGUACAUCAAUGAGUAUUACGCUAAGAUAGGCCAGUUCGACAAAAUGAAAUCCCCCUUCGAAUGGGACAUCGUGACAAGAGGCCUGGUUGCCAUGACAAUAGAAGGCUUCGUAGGUUUCUUUAUCACCAUCAUGUGUCAGUACAACUUCCUUCGGCAGCCCCAGCGUCUGCCUGUAUCCACCAAGCCUAUUGAAGAUGAUGUGGAUGUAGCCAUUGAACGGCAGCGGGUCCUGAGGGGGGAUGCAGACAAUGACAUGGUCAAGAUCGAGAACCUGACCAAGGUGUACAAGUCACGGAAGAUUGGGCGCAUCUUAGCUGUAGACCGGCUCUGCGUGGGCGUGCGACCGGGAGAAUGCUUUGGCCUCCUUGGUGUCAACGGGGCUGGAAAGACUAGUACCUUUAAGAUGCUGACGGGAGAUGAGAGUACCACGGGAGGCGAGGCAUUCAUCAACGGACACAGCGUCCUGAAAGAACUCCUCCAAGUACAGCAGAGUCUGGGCUACUGUCCACAGUUUGAUGCCCUGUUUGAUGAGCUUACGGCCCAAGAGCACUUGGAACUCUACACAAGACUCCGAGGGGUCCCCUGGAAGGACGAGGAAAGGGUGGUCAAGUGGGCAUUGGAGAAACUGGAGCUGAGCAAGUACGCAGAUAAGCCGGCCGGCACCUACAGCGGGGGGAAUAAGAGAAAGCUGUCCACAGCCAUCGCCCUCAUCGGCUACCCAGCCUUCAUUUUCUUGGAUGAGCCCACCACAGGCAUGGACCCCAAGGCCCGACGUUUCCUAUGGAACCUCAUCCUGGACAUUAUCAAGACGGGGCGUUCAGUGGUGUUGACAUCUCACAGCAUGGAGGAAUGUGAAGCACUUUGUACACGCUUGGCCAUCAUGGUGAAUGGACGGCUCAGGUGUCUGGGCAGCAUUCAGCACCUAAAGAACAGGUUUGGUGAUGGCUACAUGAUUACAGUAAGGACCAAGAGCAGCCAGAGCGUGAAGGAGGUGGUGAGGUUCUUCAACCGAAACUUCCCUGAAGCUGUGCUCAAAGAGCGACAUCAUACCAAAGUGCAGUAUCAGCUGAAAUCAGAACACAUCUCCCUGGCGCAGGUGUUCAGCAAAAUGGAGCAGGUGGUGGAUGUGCUGGGCAUCGAGGAUUACUCGGUCAGUCAGACCACGCUGGACAAUGUGUUUGUGAACUUUGCCAAGAAGCAGAGUGAUAACUUGGAGCCCCAAGAGGCAGAGCCGGGCUGUGCCCUCCAGUCCCCCCUGGCUCGGCUGCUCAGUCUGCUCCGACCCCGUCCCGCACCUACGGAGCUCCGUGCUCUGGUCACGGAUGAACCCGAGGACCUUGAUACAGAUGAUGAGGGGCUCAUCAGUUUUGAGGAGGAGAGGGCCCAGCUUUCCUUCAAUACGGACACUCUCUGCUGAAGGAACUUUGGAGGCUCUUGUUCUCCAUUCCUGGAUGACCAACUUUCUUUGUCCCCUUCCUGAAACCUCCUUGGAGCAGCCCUACAUUCCCGGCCUGUGCGGGCUGGGGCAGAGAUCCAAGGCCAGAUGGUGGGGAGGGAGGCCCCGCGCUGCCUGCUGGCCCAACUCACCCAAGAGGGUUGGGAAGAGGGGUUGGUGAGGUCUUGUGCACCUUGAAUUCAGUGCCUCAAACUUGGAGCUAGUUUUCGAGGGAGGGAGGUAGGGUGGGGGCCCCGGUGGGGAUGGGCAGUGCCAAGAGUGGGGCGUAAGAUCCCACCAUAGGAUCCUGUGGGAACCUUGGAGAUGGGGGGAAGGCUUGGAUCUGACAGCAAGGACAGUUCUUCACUCUGGGAGGCCCCAGAUCUAGGGAUGGGGAAUCUCCUAAUGAUAUCAUAGCCCAAGUACCAGUCCGGAGCGAAUAUUACAAAUUGUACCCACUCCACUCUUUCCCUUUCCUGGCCCGGCCGCUGCCCUCCGGGACCAGCUGCCUGGUGAUCCUCAGGCUCUCCAACCAAUGAUUGUGCCAAAGGGACAGUCCUGCUGUGCCCCAGGGUAUGGGCUCUGGCCAGCUACUCUGCUCACUUCCCUGGACUCUGAUACUCCUAUCCCUGAUCUCAGCCUGGCCUGCUCAGCUCUGCUUCUGGCGGUCAGUGCCCCGUCUUGCCUGCGGCCAGCAUCCCCACUAGCACCGAAGGGCCCCCCAAAGCCUGGAUUCUGACGGCCCAGGAAAUACACCUGGGGAGCCAACAUGAAAGUUGUGUGGAAGAGGAGGAGGAGCUGCUCUCUCUGGUCUUAACCCUCCAGAACAUGAUCCUGAUGGACCUGUGUAACCCAACACUUUCCAGCCUGAUCGGGCAUCUGGACAGGGGAGGGGGGACAGGGAUCUUGUGGGGUCCUAGGCAGAUAACUGCUUUCCCCCUCAAUCGGACUCUUCUGCCCCCUGGAUUUUAACACCUCCGCUAAUGCCGCCAUUGCUGCCAUGCUGUCACCACCCAGAGGCUUCAACGCUGGACACCAAAUGGGCCACCUGCCAGCUUGCCCAACACCGUGGCCCAAGCCAUUAACUCUGGCCGGGAUUGAGCUGGGAUAUUGGGCUUGUUUUCUUUUUAACCUAUUUAUUUUGCAAUAGGAAGAAGCACUUAUCAGGGGUGGGGAAUAUAGAGAGUGUACAUAGAUGGUAGAAUGAACUUGACAGGUUGGGUACAACUGCAGGGAAAACAAAAGGAGGGGAGCCCCCCCACCUUGGUUUUCCCUCCUUCCUUCAGCUCCUAUUCCCCAUAUGGCCUCUGUACCCAGGACACCUAAAGCCUGAGGGCGAGGGAAAGAAAGUGGAAGGAUCUGAGGUCUAAAGAGCUUGCCCCUUGCCCCUGAAUGACCUCUUCACCUGUCACUGAAGGGGAAGAGGUUUGGUAUUGCAUGGACAGUGUGGGGGUAUCUUGGGCCCCGGUUCUUACCGAGAACAAGCUGCCACGGCUACUUUCCAGCUGUUUGUUCAUCCCCAUCCCUCCCCAUCCUAUUCCUAGUCCUGCCCGAGGGCAGGUGGGGGACUGGGCUUGUACAUAGUUGGGGAAGCAGACCAGGAAAGAUGUUUUAAAUAAAAAGGGAAAAUAUCAAACCA
Molecule: messenger RNA, 9377 nt
Organism: Antechinus flavipes (yellow-footed antechinus)
Lineage: Eukaryota; Metazoa; Chordata; Mammalia; Dasyuromorphia; Dasyuridae
Gene: ABCA2
Product: ATP binding cassette subfamily A member 2
Biological process (GO): lipid transport; transmembrane transport
Cellular component (GO): membrane; intracellular membrane-bounded organelle
Molecular function (GO): ATP hydrolysis activity; ATP binding; ABC-type transporter activity
Source: RefSeq, a predicted model, not a curated record